GUGCGGACCCUGACAGUUGUGGAUUUGGCGGGCAGCGAGCGGGUGAGACGCACGCAGGCGCACGGGGCGCGGCUGGCCGAGGCUGGCAAAAUCAACACCAGUCCUGAUGACUCUGAAGAAAUGUCUUGACGUCAAGCGCUUCAAUGCGCAGCGGGCGCCUGGUGAGCCGCCGGCGCUGGUGCCGUACAAUGAGUCCAAGGUCACGCGGCUGCUGCAGCCGGCGCUUGAGGGCGGCGCCCGCACCGUCAUGGUUGUUUGUGUGGAUCCGUACGAUGCUGGCGAUACUGAUGUGGCCGCAGAGACCCGCAGUGUGCUGGAUUUUGCCCAGGUCGCCAGUGCUUUGGUCGCCCAUGUGCGGCGUGUCGAGGAUCCGCCUGAGGAGAAUGCCGGGGUGGAUGGGUCGAAGCGGGCAGCUGCACGUGACGCCGGUCCUUCGGCCAAGCGCGUGCGUGCCGAUCUGGGCGGCGCCUAUCGCGAUCCGUCCUCGGUACUCCCCAGCACUCCAGCGACGCCCAGCAGGCGGGCAGCCAAGCCUGUGGUUCCCAGUACACCCACAGGCGAGUGGCGGGCUAUGACACAGGGCGCUCAGUUUGGGUUUUCGCGAACCGACCCGCGCGAACUGGCAGCGCUGGUGGACUAUGCGGCGGCCCUGCAGACUGCAUACGACGGGCUGCGCUCAGAACACACUGCGGCAUUGGAGCGGCUGGCAAGUGUCGAGGCCGAGACGCGGCAGGAGGCGUGUGGGUUUUUCGUGGCACGGAUUUCCGAGCUGCAGAAUGCCUGGCGGCAGCGGCUAUCCGAGGAGGUGCGGCGCGGCGAGGCCAAGGCAGCACAUAAGCUGGAUAUCCUGUCGCGUGUGCGUGCCCCGCACAUGCCCAGCGCCGAGGAACUGGAGGACGCAUUGAGCGCAGCCAUUGGGCAGACCGACGCCGCGCAGACUGUCUCGCCACGCACAGCCUUGCGUCGGGCUGUCAGCCGCGCACAGAGCAAGCGGGCCAACAAAGUCACGUCGGUGUCGGCCGGCGAGAGUACCGAGAUCGUCCGCCUGCGCUCGCGCAUCGAUGCGUUGGACGCGCAGUGUGCGGCGCAGCGAGCACAACUGGACCUGGCUAACCAGGCACGGGCGGCCGAGCGCAUGGCACGUGAUGCGCUCCAGCACGCAUUGCAGGACGCGCGCGCCGACCACGCCCGCCAUCCAGCGCACGUGCAGGAGCGUGCAGAGCUCCUGGCGCAAGCCGCCAUGCUCAAGGGCCAACUGCGUGAUGCCGAAUCCCACGCAGCACGGGCGCGGCGGCAGUGGGAGACCCAGGAGCUCCUGCCGGUGCAGGAGCGCCUGCGCCAGCUGAUCAGUGCGCGCCAGGCCGUCACCGACGCCAUGCCCGACGAGCUUCUGCAGCACGCGUGUCGGGAGCGCGACGACGCGUUUGCGUGGUGGUCGCGCGAGCAGGAACGCAACUCGCAGCUGUCGGCCCAGAACGAUGUGCUGAUGCGCGAGAUCCGUCGCCUGCAGGCCCAGGUGCGCGGCAGCGAGCUUACAGAUGCGCUGCCGGCGUCGACGGGUCUGGAGACGCAGGUGAGGGCGUCGACGCCCAGCGACAGCGAGGACGGGUCAUUCUGCAAGGUGUCGCUGAAGUCCAUCAACUCCAUUGAGGCCAUCAACGGCGGCAAUCCGCUGGGCGCCCACGCCAUGCCUGAGCCCAAGCCCUCGGCGUUGCAGCGCCAUGUGCCGUCGCGUCAUUUCGCCUCCACCGAGUCCUUUGCCCCAAGCGACCAGUCGAUGCUGAGCAGCCGGUUCGAGCAAAAGGCCAAGCGCGUGGUGAGCCGCGUCUUCCAGCACUUGGCGCCCGAGUCGCGCCGCAACCGCAGCCAUUCCAUUCGUCGCCUUGGCAAUUACUCGGCUGAGGUGCUGUCUUUUGAGGGCGGCCUGCGCACCCUGGCUGAGGACGCACCCGGAAGCAUGUCGCAUGCCGAUUUGCGCCCGCCCAAGGUGCGCUCCGUCGUCUACUCCGGCCCUAUCGUUGCCCAGCCUACUGGUGGCGUCAGCGUCACCUUCACCAGCCAGGAGGUCCACGAUCUGCCUAUUGAUCCAGCGGUCGCCGGCAGUAUCUCCGACGCCGAACCGCCCAGCCCCCAGGGCUCCAAGCGCUCGCGCAAAUCCGAAAUCCCCCCAGAUGAUGUCCCAAUGGCCGACGAUGUCCCCAUGCCCACCGUCACCCGGACCCCCAGCAGCCGCCCGCCGUCUGGCAAGAAGAAGCGCAGGCUGCGCGCUAACCGCACCGUGCUGAGUGUUGACCCAGAGAACUCGGAUUUCGAGGACGACACUAUUUCCACCCUGAAUGCAAAAUCACCGGCGGUUGCCCGUCCGCCGCCCGCGCGCGCUGCUGCCGCCGCUGUCCCUGAAGAAAACAAGCAGCCGGUGCUCUACACCCCAAUUCGCGCCCGCUCGCGCAGUACCGCGCGCCAGUCCUCCAGCCACCACCACCUGCCCUCACCGCACGCCCAUCAUGACGACAACGACGACAAGAACGAGAGCUUCUUCCUCACCCCCAUGAAGAUGCUCAGCCGCCUGCGCAACAAGAAAAAAUAAACUGAACCUCAACUGCCCUACCCAGAA
This is a messenger RNA of Linderina pennispora, 2614 nucleotides long. RefSeq lists its product as uncharacterized. Lineage: Eukaryota; Fungi; Kickxellomycota; Kickxellomycetes; Kickxellales; Kickxellaceae. Gene Ontology annotation, molecular function: microtubule binding; ATP binding; ATP hydrolysis activity. Bases 107 to 2587 code for a protein of 826 amino acids. The record is from RefSeq and is a predicted model, not a curated record. Gene Ontology annotation, biological process: microtubule-based movement. Gene Ontology annotation, cellular component: microtubule; kinesin complex. The transcript has a single exon.